GAUUUGUUGAAGUCUUCGAUAAUCCAAUACAUUGUUUUAAGUCACUGAAACUACGUCAGGCUUCUGGGUCAUGUGAUGGCGGAGUACGUCUGCUCGCUUUUGAAACUUCGUGGUAUCUAGCAUAUUCAUUUUGACUCUAUGCUAACUUUGGUUUCGUAUCAACUAAUGUGAUGGAUUCAUUUCUAAGUUAUGCAACCACUGCUCUGCAUUCAGUUUGUAAAGGUAAAUGGAUUCUUGUAGUUGGAAAUGAAGCUUGUGAUUUGGACAGUACAGCAUGUGCACUUGCUUAUGGAUUUUAUAAACAUAUGACGCUUGGAAAUGAAUUCACUGUUAUACCUGUAUGCAAUAUCAAUAGAGAAGAUAUGAUAUUACGUACAGAAGUUACUUUUUGGCUUACUCAAUGUGGUUUGAAAUGGGAACAAUUAAUUUAUCUAAACGAUCUGUUUGAUGAAAAACAUUUAAAACUUACUGAUAAUCAAUUAUCUCUUAUCCUAGUUGAUCAUAAUUUACCAACGAAAGAAUUUAAUCAACUGCCUGUUAUCGAAAUAAUUGAUCAUCAUCAAAUAAUAAAUUAUGAAUCUAUUGAAAAUUGUCCAUUCAAACAAAUCAAUCCUGUUGGCUCUUGUUCAAGUUUAAUUACACUAGAAAUUUUAAAAGGAAUCAAUGGAAAUGAACUACCAUUCAAUGUAUGGAAAUUACUUUAUGGUGCAAUAUUAAUUGAUACCAUUGGACUUUCUAGUACUGGUCAAGCAAUUGGACGUUUAACUGAAUUAGAUUAUCGUAUGGCAAAUCGUAUUGAAGAUAUUAUUUAUAAUCGAAUAUUUACUCCUAGUAUAUCUAGAAAUACAUUGUUUAGUCAGUUGGAAACAGCAAAAUUUAAUGUUGAAGGGUUAUCUACAUGGGAUCUGUUACGUCGUGAUUUAAAAAUUGUUUCAAAUCCAGAUAAGAAUGCAUACCAGAUUGUAUGCUCCACUGUGUCUGGAGUAGAUUACAAGGCGUUGAUUGAUCGACCUGACUUUAUUGAAUCAGCAAACCGAAUAUGUACAAAAUAUGAUACUAAUAUACUUAUUUGUAUUACUGUUGGUUAUCCGUCAUUAGGGAAUUCAUCUACACCUUUAUCUGAAACGACAACUUUCCGAAGAAGAGCUGUGAUUGUGUAUAGUAUGAAUGCUCCUGUACCGUAUUAUAAUGCUUUAGUUGAAUUUUUCCUUGAUCCAAAGCACAAUCUAGAUUUAAACCCUCAAUCCAUACCUGGAUUUAACCAUUUUAUAGCAGUUGUGAAUAAUGUUAAAAUUACGCGCAAAACUAUACUACCUUUGUUGGUUCAGUUUCUUCAGCAUUCAGAAUCACUUGGAAACACUGAUGCUUCAGAUUACAAUGAUAAAAAUGAUGUGAAUAAUGAUGAUAACAAAAAUACUAACUGUAUAGAAGAUUUUAGCCAAAAUUCUAUCACUCCCCAAGAAAAUACUGAGAAUUCGCAUUCAUCUGAUACAAAUCUGAAGUGUUCACUCAAAGCAGAAGAUACGAUAAAAGACACAACUGAAUUGGUCUCAAAGGCAGUUGUUCUAUCCUUAAGGAAUUGGCUUCUUCCUUUACGUCCUAGAGAACGGUGUGAAUUUUUAAGGUCUUGUCGACAAAGCUCUCUUAAACAAGAUAAUAGUCCAUCAUUGGAUCUACUGGACAAUUUAUGGACAAGUCUUUGGCGAGAAAUCAGCAACACCUCUCAUACUAUCAAGUCUGCUGUGGGUACACAAACACCGAUACCUAAACUAAUGUGGUUGAAAUCACGUCAAACUAGACGUGUUGCAAGUAUGAUUCACGGUCAUAAUUUAACCUCAAAGGCAGGUACAGGUAGAAUAAGCAAUUUCAAAUCCUCACGACGUUUCACGUUAUCAGAUUUUAAGGACCUUAUUACACAUGAUGAAAUUCCAUCUAUAAGAACUGAAAUCGAUCUACCGCCAUCACGUCUUACUCGACACGAAUCGGAUGAAAAUUUAAGUAUCUCAGAUUCAGAAAAUUCAAAACCCAAUUGGCUUGAGACUGAAUAUCUGACUGAUAUUCCUGCUUGGUUACCAGCUAAUUUUAUUUCAACUUCAUUGGAUUCUGCUGAGGCAGUAAGUUAUCGACUAUAUCAUCGUUUAUCCACUAUGCCAUCAUGCAAAACUGUUGAAACUGAUCUUCCUCAUAAUCAUUCAUCUAUGGAUCAUUGGAGUGAUCAAGGGAAUUCCAUUGUCUUCAACAAUAAAGAUAAUCUUGAUGAUAAUAGACUCGAAGAUGAUGAAUUGGCAUUACUGCGAACAUCACUCACAGACUUCAGCCCAUUAUAUCUAGACAAACAAACAUCAACUUCUGGUUUAUUCAGUUACGUCAGUUGGUCUUCUGGUCAAGCAGAUUAUAUUACUGAACAAGGUUUAAAAUUUCUCAAAUUAGGUUUCCAUGCACAGCCAAGUAAAGUGGACGAUAUAGGCUUAAGGUGUCAAGAAGAUUAGCAUUUCCAGCAUAAAGUAUCUAAAUGAUGAAUUAUGACAUUUAUUGAAUACUGGCUUCCAGAUGGUAGUAUGACGGACUUCCUGAAGAGCAGACAAGUGAGCAACGUCGUGGUCAUGUUACGUUUGAUCUUGAUUAUACAGAGAAUUCAUCUAUCAGUUAAACAGGAAAUUCUAAAUAUAUUAUCACAGGCGAAAAUGUGGAAGUUUAAUAUCAUCGAAAACACUUUGUAUCCCCUUUAUCCCUAGUCGAAAAACUGCUUAGUAAAAAAAAAAAUAUCUUAUUUUUUAAAUUUCCAUGACAUGUUUAUCAAGUUUGUUCAUUUCUUUCCAAGAAUUCGAUUAAUUUUUUUUCCUGCUUAGUUACUAUAUAUAUUUAUCUAUGUUUGUGCGUAUAUUUUCUUUUUCUUUGUUUUAAAUAUGCACUUUCAUCUUUAGUGUAUUUUAUUUUGUAUUUUAUUUUGUUGCUUACUGUUUUAGGUGUUUUGCGUUUUCUUCCUUAGUGUUGUACUACACCCUCAUGCCGUUUUUGUCUUGACUAAGUCAUCAUUGGGAAAUUCGUAACUAUUCCUGUUUUUUUUUUGUUUUUUUUUGAGUUUCCUUAUGAUACUGAUGUUCUUCAUAAUUUUUUUCUUAAGGUAUUUAUGAUUUAUCUUCUGAUUUUUCUGUCGCAUAGCAUUUUCUGUAUUAAUGAGAAAUACAAUAAUAAUAGUAAUAAUAAUUAUUAUUUGAUUC
Molecule: messenger RNA, 3221 nt
Organism: Heterobilharzia americana
Lineage: Eukaryota; Metazoa; Platyhelminthes; Trematoda; Strigeidida; Schistosomatidae
Source: the annotation of a GenBank genome assembly